AAUGGUGACUUUAACUAUGCAACCACGUUUCAGUCAUAUUAAGACAAAGUUUUUGGAUGAUGGAAUUGAAAUAUACGUUCCAACAAAUCCUGAUAUUCCAGCCUUAACUUUAACGAGUAAUUUAUCAAAAUUCGACAAGAAUAGUCGAUUAGAAAUUGUGCUUUAUGGAGAAAAGUGUACCAUGUACGAUUGUGGCUUAGCAGGUCAGGAGUGGUUAGAAAAGUUCUUUGAUUUAAAAGGCUUCAAAUUUCUUUACUUUCCUUCGGAAGUUGGUAGUAGAUCAGUUAGCACCUAUAAGCCAAAAUAUCCUUGGGUGUCCACAGCUGGAGAUCUAACGGAUAUGGUUGGCUGCGCAAAUUUUGCUCCUUUUCUCCUAGGAUCGGAAUCUUCUUUAAAGGAUCUGAAUGAUAGGAUAAAAGGAGAUCCUUUGAAGAUGAUCAAUUUUAGACCUAAUAUUAUUAUCGAGGGAACCAAACCGUGGGAUGAGGACGACUGGGAAUACGUCUUCAUAAAUAAUGUUUGCUUUAAAAGAAUAAAGGAUUGCACAAGAUGUCCAAUGACUACGCUCGACCCUCAGAAGGGUAAGCUAAGAGAAGAUGGAGAACCACUAAAAACUCUACAAACGUUCAGAACAAAACCUGAAGAGUAUGGAAAUAAAACAAUGUUUGGCCUUAAUGUUCUAACCAAAAGAUCCGGAAAAAUAACAGUUGGUGACGCCGUUUACGUGAUUAGAACCUCUGAUUAUAAGAAAGGAUUUUAUUAA
Dimorphilus gyrociliatus is the source of this 763-nucleotide messenger RNA. Lineage: Eukaryota; Metazoa; Annelida; Polychaeta; Dinophilidae. The record is from the annotation of a GenBank genome assembly.